UUCCUAGAUUCGGUAUGGUUUUUUAAAUAGUUGAAUUUCGUUGGUGUCGGUCUAGCAGAAUUUCCACCUAGAGCAAUAUGAAAAAAGGAGCGAUUUUUUUACUAAUUUGCAACAUCAUAUCAUAUAGUGAAGCAGCUUUAAGCGUCUCGGGAGCAUCUAGUGGUGCAAACGGAGCAGAAUCCUUUGCAAACUCUGUUGGUGGAGGUGGAGGAGCCGCAGCUGCUUCGGCAUCAUCCUCUGGCAAUGGAGGUGCAGCUCAAUCAGAAUCGUCAAGUGAUGGUGAUGGUGAUGGUGCAUUCGAAAAAGAAUAUUCAGGGGUUAAUGCGCAAGGUUAUUACGAUGUUAAAUAUGGAAGAGAUGAAGACGGACAAAACUUUUACAUUCAAGCCGGACCAGGUAAUCAAUUUGUUGAAGAAGAAGGUAACAUAGUGAAAGCUGGAAUAGGCGCAUUUUCAGAAACUUUCGAGUUGAUAAAUGGAAAAUUAAUACUGCUUGUGCCUACUACACCAGAAAGCCCUAGUACAACAGGUAAUGAUGCCACUACACCAGCAGGAAUAGUUGCCACUACAACAAGCGGUGGAUUUCCAGAAAUAGAAGGUACCAGUGCAACAGGAAGUGAUGGUAAUACACCAACUGGUGGAUCUCCCGGGACAGGAGGUACUGGCUCAACAAGUAGAGCAGGCACUACACCAAGCAGUGGAACCCCUGCAGUAGGAGAAAAGGAAGCAACUGGUAGUGAUGGCCCUACAUCAAACGGUAAAACUCCCGGAACAAGUGGUACUGGCUCAACAAAUAGUUCUGGCAUUUCGCUAAGCAGUGGAACUCCUGGAACUGAAGGUACUGAAGCAACAGAAAGUGAUGGGACUACAUCAAGCAGUGGAACACCAGGAACAGGAGGUACUGGUUCAACAAGUAGUGUUGGUAUUACACUAAGUGGUGGAACUCCUGUGACUGAUGGCACCGAAGCAACAGGAGUUGAUGGCACUACACCAAGUGGUGGAACUCCUGGAACAGGAGGUACUGGCUCAGCAAGUAGUGCUGGUAUUACACCAAGUGGUGGAACUCCAGGAACUGGUGGUACCGGAGCAACAGGAGGUGAUGGCGCUACACCAAGCGGUGCAACUCCAGGAACUGGUGGUACCGGAGCAACCGGAAGUGCGGGCACUACACCAAGUGGUGGAACUCCUGGAACAGGAGGUACUGACUCAGAAAGUAAUGCUGGCAUUACACAAAUUGGUGGAACUCCUAUUACUGGUCGUACCGAAGCAACAAGAGGCGAUGGCACUACACCAAACGGUGGAACUCCAGGAACGGGUUAUAUAGGAGCAACAGGAAGUGAUGUCACUUCACCAAGUGGUGGAACUCCUGGGACAGGAAGUGCUGACGCAGCAAGUAAUGCUGGUAUUACACAAAGUGGUGGAACUCCUGUUACUGGUGGUACCGAAGCAACAGGAGGUGAUGGCACUACACCAAGUGGUGGAACUCAUGUGACUAGUGGUACCGAAGCAACAGGAGUUGAUGGCACAACACUAAGUGGUGGAACUCCUGUGACUGGUGGUACCGAAGCAACAGGAUUUGAUGGCUCUACACCAAGAGGUGGAACUCCUGGAACAGGAGGUACUGGCUCAGCAAGUAGUGCUAGCAUUACACCAAGUGGUAGAACUCCAGGAACUGGUGGUACCGGAGCAACAGGAGAUGAUGGCACUACACCAAGUGGUGGAACUCCUGGAACAGGAGGUACUGGCUCAGCAAGUAAUGCUGGCAUUAUACCAAGUGGUGGAACUCCGGAAACUGGUGGUACCGGAGCAAUCGGAAGUGCGGGCACUACACCAAGUGGUGGAACUCCUGCAACAGGAGGUACUGACUCAGCAAGUAAUGCUGGCAUUACACAAAGUGGUGGAACUUCUGUUACUGGUGGUACCGAAGCAACAAGAGGUGAUGGCACUUCACCAAGUGGUGGAACUCCUGCGACUGGUGGUACUGAAGCAACAGGAGUUGAUGGCACUACACCAAGUGGUGGAACUUCUGGAACAGGAGGUACUGGCUCAGCAAGUAGUGCUAGCAUUACACCAAGUGGUGGAACUCCAGGAACUGGUAGUACCGGAGCAACAGGAGAUGUUGGCACUACACCAAGUGGUGGAACUCCUGUAACAGGAGGUACUGGCUCAGCAAGUAAUGCCGGCAUUACACCAAGUGGUGGAACUCCAGAAACUGGUGGUACCGGAGCAAUGGGAAGUGCGGGCACUACACCAAGUGGUGGAACUCCUGGAACAGGAGGUACUGACUCAGCAAGUAAUGCCGGCAUUACACAAAGUGUUGGAACUCCUGUUACUGGUGGUACCGAAACAACAGGAGGUGAUGGCACUGCACCAAGCGGUGGAACUCCUGUGACUGGUGGUAGCGAAGCAGCAGGAGUUGAUGGCACUACACCAAGUUUUGGAACUCCUGAAACGUUGGGUACUGGCUCAGCAAGUAGUGCUGGCAUUACACAAAGUGGUGGAACUCCUGUUACUGGUGGUACCGAAGCAGCAGGAGGUGACGGCGCUGCACCAAGCGGUGGAGCUCCAUUAACUUAUGGUACCGGAGCAACAGGAAGUGAGGACAAUACAGGAAUUGGUGGAAUUGCUGGAACAGGAGUUACUGGCUCAAUAAGUAUUUCUGGCAUUUCACUUAGUGGUGGAACUGCAAGAACUGAAGGUACCGUAUCAACUGGAAGUGUUUUUACUGCACCAAGCGGUGGCGCUUCUCAUGCUGCAGGCACUGGGGCAACAGGAGUCACCUCUAGUGACAAUACUGUAGACUCAACAGGAAGCACAAUUUGUUCUAUAACGCUAGGAGGUCGAACAGGAGGCAUAACUGAUUUAACAUUCGGAACGAUAGUCACUGGUAUAAGUGGAAGCGAUAGCAUUCUGUCAAGCGAUGCAACCUCGGGAAUUGCAGGUACUGGAAUGACAGGAAGCGACCGCACUAUGUCAAGCGAUGCAACAUCCGGAACGACAGGAACAGGAACAACGAGUAGUGGCAAUAUUAUAUCAAGUGAUGCAAUGACAGGAACGGUGGGUACUGGAAUAACGACUACUACCAGCACUAUGUCAAGUGAUGCUGCAUCUGAAACGGCAGGCACUGCAGUAACCAGUAGUGGCGGUACUCUGUCAAGUGAUGCAAUCUCCAGGAUGACCGGUAAAGGAACAACUGGAAGUCAAAACACUAUGUUAAGCAGCGUAACAUUGAAAAUGACAGGAACUGGAAAUACAGAUAGCGACAGCACUAUGUCAAUCGCUACAACAUCUAAAAUAACAGGAACUGAAACAACAAGAAACGAUAGUAUUCUAUCAAGUGAUACAACAUCGGGAAUGACGAAAGCAGGAACAACAAAAAGUGAGAGCACUCGUCCAAGUCAUGCGACAUCUGGAACAGCAGGUACUGGAACAACAGGAAGUGACAGUACCCUGUCAAGUGACACAACUUCUGGAACUGCAGGCACUGGAAUAACAGGAAGUGGUAGUACUCUUUCAAGCGAUACAACUUCUGGAACAGCAGGUACUGGAACAACAGGAAGUGACAGUGCCCUGUCAAGUGACACAACUUCUGGAACUGCAGGCACUGGAAUAACAGGAAGUGGUGGUACUAUCCAAAGUGAUGCGACAUCGGGGACAGCAGGCACUGGAACAACAGGAAGUGAUAACACUCUGUCAAGCGAUACAACAUCGGGAACAGCAGGUACUGGAACAACAGGUAGUGACAUUAGUCUGUCAAGCGAUACAACUUCUGUAACAGGAGGUACUGGAACAACAGGAAGUGACAGUGGCCUGUCAAGCGACACAACAUCGGGAACAGCAGGUACUGGAAAAACAGGAAGUGACAGUGCCCUGUCAAGUGACACAACUUCUGGAACUGCAGGCACUGGAAUAACAGGAAGUGGUAGUACUAUCCAAAGUGAUGCGACAUCGGGGACAGCAGGCACUGGGACAACAGGAAGAGAUAGCACUCUGUCAAGCGAUACAACAUCGGGAACAGCAGGUACUGGAACAACAGGUAGUGACAUUACUCUGUCAAGCGAUACAACUUCUGGAACAGCAGGUACUGGAACAACAGGAAGCGACAUUACUCUGUCAAGCGAUACAACUUCUGUAACAGGAGGUACUCGAACAACAGGAAGUGACAGAACCCUGUCAAGCGACACAAUAUCGGGAACAGCAGGUACUGGAAAAACAGGAAGUGAUAGCACUCUGUCAAGCGAUACAACAUCGGGAACAGCAGGUACUGGAACAACAGGUAGUGACAUUACUCUGUCAAGCGAUACAACUUCUGUAACAGGAGGUACUGGAAUAACAGGAAGUGACAGUGGCCUGUUAAGCGACACAACAUCGGGAACAGGAGGUACUGGAAAAACAGGAAGUGACAGUGCCCUGUCAAGUGACACAACUUCUGGAACUGCAGGCACUGGAAUAACAGGAAGUGGUAGUACUAUCCAAAGUGAUGCGACAUCGGGGACAGCAGGCACUGGAACAACCGGAAAUGAUAGCACUCUCCGAAGAGAUACAACUUCUGGAACUGCUGGUACUGGAACAACAGGAAGUGAUAUUACUCUGUCAAGUGAUACAACUUCUGGAACAGGAGGUACUGGAACAAAUGGAAACUAUAGCACUCUUCUAAGCGACUCUACAUCGGGUACAGCAGGUACUGGAAAAACAGGAAGUGACAGUGCCCUAUCAAGCGACACAACUCCUGGAACUGCAGUCACUGGAUUAACAGGAAGUGGCAGUACUCUCCUAAGCGAUGCGACAUCUCGGACAGCAGGCACUGGAACAACAGGAAGUGAUAGCACUCUCCCAAGCGAUGCAACAUCGGGAACAGCAGGUAUUGGAAGUGACAGUACUCUGUCAAGCGAUACGUCUUCUGGAACAGCUGGUACGGGAACAACAGGAAAUGGCAAUGCUCUGUCAAGUAACACAACUUCUGGAACAGGAGGUACUGGAACAACAAACAGUGAUAGCACUCUGUCAUCAGAUAUAACUUCUGGAACAGCAGGUACUGGAACAACAGGAAGUGACAAUGCUCUGUCAAGCGAUACAACUUCUAUAACAUUAGGUACUGGGACAACUGGAAACGAUAGCACUCUUUCGAGCAACUCUAAGUCGGGGACUGCAAGCACUGGAACAACAGGUACUGCGAGCUCAGCUUCCAGUGAUACAACAGUGGGCUCUACAGGAAUAUUUGAAACGUCCAUUGGAGCAUUUUCUGCUUAUACAGGCGAGACGAUCCAAGAAUUGACUUCAGACUCCACAGGAACGGAAAUCAUGAGUUCUCCUAUGAUUCAAGGAGCUCCAAUUGGCAAAACAACAUCAAGCGGAGGAACUCCAAGAACCGAGGGCACUGGAACAACAAGUAGUUUUGGCACUGCACUAAGCGGUGAAACACUUGGAACAGGAAGCACUAGUGCAACAGGUGACGUUGGGACAAGUGGUGGAACCCCAGAUGUAGGAAAUACGCAAGCAACAGGUAGUGAUGGCACUACGCCAAGCGGUGGAACUCCAGCAACAGGAGGUACUGGAUCGACAACAAAUGCUGUCAUUACGCUUAGCGGUGGAACUCCAGGAACGGGAGGUACUGGCUCAGCAAAUAGUGCUGGUAUUACACAAAGUGGUGGAACUUCAGGAACUUUUGAUACCGAAGCAACUGGAAGUUAUGGCACUACACCAAGUGGUGGAACUCCUGAAACAGGGGCCAGUUUCUCAGCAAGUAGUGCUGGCAUUACACAAAGUGGUGGAACCCCAGGAACUGGUGAUACCGGAGAAACAGGAAGUGAUGGCACUACACAAAGCGGUGGAACUCCAGGAACAGAAAGUGCUGGCUCAAUAAGUAGUGUUGGUAUUACACUAAGUGGCGGAACUCCUGUAACAGGUGGUACCGAAGCAACAGGAGGUGAUGGCACUACACAAAGUGGUGGAACUCCUGGGGUUGGAGGUACUGGCUCAGAAAGUAGUACUGGUUUUACAUUAAGUAGUGGACCAACUACAGCAACUGUUGGAACUCCAGGAUUGGAGAGCACUGGGACUUCACUUAGUGGUGGUACUCCAAAUACAGAUAUUACAAGGUCAGCAGGCAGUGACAGCACUGGAUCCACUGGUGGAACUUCAGAAACUUCAGUGUCUGAUGAUGCAAGGAGUACAGCAACUACACCAGAAAGCGACAACCCUUCGACUCUAGACAUCGAAUUUGAUAUUAACUUUGUUAUCUCGAGUGUGGACCUGUCCCAGUUUUUUACUCACGAAUCUUCAGAGAACGACGACUCUUCAAGUAAUCCUACUUCAACAGGUGGUUCAAGCAAUUCUAAUGUCGGAUCAUCCGGAAGUGACGUCUCAUCAGAUGGUUCACAGUCAGCGAAUUCUGGCAUGGGUCCUUCAGCUACAGAUGGUGCAAGGAGUUCAGGAACUACACCAGAAAGCGACAGCCCUUCGACUCUAGACAUCGAAAUAGAUAUUGACUUUGUUAUCUCGAAUGUGGACCUUUCUCAAUUUUUUAUCCCGGAAUCUUCAGAGAAAGAUGACUCGUCCAGUAUUCCUGCUUCUACAGGUAGUUCAAGCAAUUCUAAUGUCGGAUCAACCGGAAGUGACGUCUCAUCAGGAAAUUCACAGUCUGAUUCUGGCAUGGGUUCUUCUGUUGCAGUGAGUGGUGCAGUAACUAACCCUCCUAUGACUACGGAACCUUCAUCUGAGACGUCUGGCACUGAUGAAUCUACAACACCAGCAAACAUCACAGGAAUGUCAACUUCAAAUGGAUCAAUACCAACUGCAAUCUCAAGCCUAGGGAUUACUCUUACACCAGCUUCGAUCGCAGCUAUGUCAUCCUCAGAAGGGUACACUCCAACUCCAACCCCUUAAUCUAGUACUGGGGAAACUUCGAGACCAGCUAUGAGUACAUGGAUGCCGAAUUUGUGGAUCAUAUCUACACCUCAGAAGGAAGAAUUUUGAAAAUUAUAAGUGAAUUUUCAAAACAAAUUUGAACUUUUUUUUACAUAACAAAUGCAUUCACGUAGAAGGUUUAUAAACAAAAAUAAAUAAUUUUAUCUAAUAUGAAAGCUCUGAGAGAUUUAGUACUUUAUUGAUUCAACGAAGCAAAGCACUUUUCUGAUUCUAUGAUGCAUAUAUUUCAAACCUCUCUUAUUGAGAUGUUAGAUAUUAUUACAUAAACAAAGAAAUAUUUAGCAUUUAAAUAAAAAAAAUAUGAAAAGUUGAAUGAUGUUGUUGAUUUAUCUCUAUUUAUGCGGCUGAUAAAUGCAUUUAUCAACUAAAACCAAUAUUUGAGUCAUUAUUUCUGAUGCUUAUGCUUACUUUAAUUAUGUUAAAAUACAUUAAUCAAGUAUAGCAAAGUGAAAUUUUCAAUCAAAACUUAAUUUUUAUCACAUUUCAAAAAUUUAUAUAUCUGUCAUAAAAUUCAAAAAUCUGGCUGUUGGCUAUUUAUCGUUGCUUUUUCCAUUGAGUGACUUGUAAUUGCGUUCUUCUAACGAGUAAAUAGAAUUUAGUAUGAUCUUCCUUUAUUUGUUGUAUCUGUGUUAAAUAUUAUUUCCUAAUAUCAUUCAUGGCAACUUGGUAAAACAUAACAUCAUGUUUUGUUCAUUUUUGUUUUGUGUCUUUGUACAUGAUACAUUUUAUAUUGCUGCCUAAAAUUAAAAAAAUAUAUAUA
This is a messenger RNA of Argiope bruennichi, 7686 nucleotides long. RefSeq names its product ice nucleation protein-like. The transcript is spliced from 24 exons. The coding region runs from base 78 to 6884 and encodes 2268 amino acids. Lineage: Eukaryota; Metazoa; Arthropoda; Arachnida; Araneae; Araneidae. The record is from RefSeq and is a predicted model, not a curated record.